Molecule: messenger RNA, 2890 nt
Organism: Macaca mulatta (Rhesus monkey)
Lineage: Eukaryota; Metazoa; Chordata; Mammalia; Primates; Cercopithecidae
Source: RefSeq, a predicted model, not a curated record
CUCAAGUGAUCUGCCCGUCUCGGCCUCCCAGAGUCCUGGGAUUACAGGCGUGAAGCACUGCGCCUGGCCUAGCUGGUUCUCUUAUUCUCUGUCAGCCUGUAGCGGGAGUGGCAUGCUGUCAGCUCAGGUCCGACACUGCAGGGUUCCCAAACUCUGGCCUUCCCAGGAGAGCGCCGCAUUCAGCGACUCGGUGCCGGGCACCUCCUGCCUGCGGGAUUAGGUAGAAGAAGCUCAGCCAAUCCUGAGAGCUCGGAAGCAAGGAAGGCGGGACAAGGAGGAAAAGUUGAGGACAGAAGCGCCACCCAAUCCAACGCCUGACUGUAAACGCGAUGGCGGCGAGCACCCAAUUGCAGAUGGCCGUUAGAGGGAGGCUGGGAGCCACUGGUGGGGACCUUUUUUGGGCCCCCUUUCCUUCGUGGGGUACUAUGGAGUUCCCAGAACACAGUCAGCAGCUGCUGCAGAGCCUCCGGGAGCAGCGGUCCCAGGGUUUCCUUUGUGACUGCACCGUGAUGGUGGGUAGUACCCAGUUCUUGGCCCAUCGGGCUGUGCUGGCCUCCUGCAGCCCAUUCUUCCAGCUUUUCUACAAGGAGCGGGAAUUGGACAAGAGGGAUCUGGUGUGUAUUCACAAUGAAAUUGUCACGGCCCCAGCCUUUGGGCUUCUUCUGGACUUUAUGUAUGCUGGCCAGCUGGCCCUGAGAGGGGAUACCCCUGUGGAGGAUGUGCUGGCAGCUGCCAGCUACUUGCACAUGAAUGACAUCGUCAAGGUGUGUAAGCGGCGGCUUCAAGCCCGGGCCCUGGCAGAGGCAGACAGUACCAAGAAGGAGGAAGAAACCAACUCACAGCCUCCUAGUUUGGAGUUUUUGUCCAGUACUGCCCGUGGCCCCCAGCCUUCGUUGUCAUCUGCUGAGACAUCAGGCCAUUGGGGCAAAGGGGAAUGGAAAGGCUCUGCUGCUCCCUCACCUACUGUCCGUCCCCCAGAUGAGCCACCAAUGUCCAAUGGGGCUGACACUACACAGCCUGGCAUGGAGGUUGACGCACCACAUCUGCGGGCACCUCCUCCACCGGUGGCUGAUGUCUCUCUUGCCAGCCCUAGUAGCUCCACUGAGAGCAUUCCUGCAAACUACUACUCUUCUGGCAUCCCAGCAGUUUCAUUGGAGUCACUGCCAACUCUUGAUGUGGGUCCUGAGAGUCUGAGGGUGGUGGAACCAAGGGAUCCUGGAGGACCACUGCAAGGCUUCUAUACCCCAGCCUCAGCCCCCAGCUCAGCUCCAGCCCCUGUCUCAGCCCCAGUUCCAUCCCAGGCUCCAGCCCCAGCUGAAGCUGAACUGGUCCAGGUGAAAGUUGAAGCUAUUGUGAUCUCUGAUGAAGAGACCGAUGUGUCAGAUGAACAGCCUCAGGAUCCUGAGAGAGUGUUCCCACCUGGAGGAGCAGUGUAUGGGGGACAGCCCUCCCAGCCAGAGGCUUUUGAAGACUCAGGGGCAGCAGGACUGGAGGAGGUGGGGCCAAGUGACCACUUCCUGCCUUCAGACCCUCAUCUACCCUACCAUCUGCUGCCAGGUGCAGGGCAGUAUCAUCGAGGACUGGUGACCUCACCCCUGCCUGCGCCCGCAUCCGUGCAUGAGCCACUUUACCUGCCUUCUGAGUACGAAGCAGGUCCAGGAAGCUUUGGGGUUUUUACUGAGGAUGUUCCCACCUGCAAGACAUGUGGGAAGACCUUCUCAUGCUCUUACACACUACGGCGACAUGCCACGGUGCACACACGUGAGCGACCCUACGAGUGCCGCUACUGCCUGCGGAGCUACACACAGUCAGGGGACCUCUACCGCCACAUCCGCAAGGCUCACAACGAGGACCUGGCCAAACGCAGCAAACCGGAUCCAGAAGUGGGACCCCUUCUAGGGGUGCAACCUCUCCCUGGCUCUCCAACAGCAGACAGACAGAGCAGCAGUGGUGGAGGGCCACCCAAAGAUUUUGUACUUGGCCCCAAAAACUAACAUCUAAGGAGCAUGAGCUGACGCUAGGCUGCUCUUACCAUCCUUAGAUGGCAGCUCAGAAGGUUGGUGGCAUCUCAUCACCCCUGCUCGGUGACAAGAAUAAAGGUUCUGCCCAGGCUGAAAGUUCCUACCCUUUUCUGUUUUUUUUUUUUUUAGUUUUUAGUUUUUUGAGACGGAGUCUCACUCUGUCACCCAGGUUGGAGUGCAGUGGCGUGAUCUCGGCUCACUGCAAGUUCAGCCUUCUGGGUUCACGCUGUUCUCCUGCCUCAGCCUCCCAAGUAGCUGGGACUACAGGUGGCCAUCACCAUGCCCGGCUAAUUUUUUUUAUUUUUAGUAGAGAUGGGGGUUUCGCCGUGUUAGCCAGGAUGGUCUCGAUCUCCUGACCUCGUGAUCCGCCCGUCUCGGCCUCCCAAAGUGCUGGGAUUACAGGCAUGAGCCACCGCACCCGGCUGCUUUUUUUUUUUGAGACAGUCUUGCUCUGUCGCUCAGGCUGGAGUGCAGUGGCAAUUUCAGCUCACUGCAACCUCUGCCUCCUGGGUUCAAGCGAUUCUCCUAACUCAGCCUCUUGAGUAGCUGGGAUUACAGGAACGCACCACCAUGCCCAGCUAAUUCUUGCGUUUUUAGUAGAGACGGGGUUUCACCAUGUUGGCCAGGCUGGUCUCGAACUCCUGACCCCAGGUGAUCGCUCACCUCGACCUUCCAAAGUGCCGGGAUUACAGGCAUGAGCCACUGUGCCCGGCCUCCUACCCUUUUCUUUGCCCAGCCAGAUAAGCAGGACUCUGUGGGGCAGAGAUAUGACAGCUCUCUCCAAGGGCACUGGGAAUUUUCCUGAGGUAUAAUCGCUUCUCACUGUAUGUUCUGGAACAUAAAGCUAGGAAUGAAAGUAUUUCUUUGAA